UCCAUCCGUCCAGCCAGUACCUCUGUGGCCCUCGACGUGCCAGUGCCAUGAAGGGCCAGCUCCUCUUCCUCCUCCUGCGCCUCCUGCCCCUCGCCGGCCUCCUGCUGGGGGCGGCGGCGGGUCCGUCCGCGAGGCUUAUUACCGACGAGACGCAAGCUGAGGAGUUCAUGAAGGAAUUGGAUGCCAGAUUUAGCCAUGAAUGUAAUAUGGAAAUGACAGCAAGAUGGGAGUACAUCACCGACGUGACCGAUCCAGGAAAGGAAGACGCAGCUAACGCCGCCGCCGUGAAGUACCUGAGCUUCAAGGGCGAGGCGGCCGCGAACUCCUCGCUGUUCGACUACGAGACCUUCGUCGACGAUCAGCUGUACCGCCGCUUCAGGUUCUUGGCCAAGAAGGGCCCCGGCGCGCUCGACCAGCAGGAUCUCGAGGAGUAUAAGCUCCUGCAGGCGGGGAUGGAGACAAUCUACAGCACAGCCACCAUCUGCGACUUCUACGACGACACUGAGUGCGAUUUGAUGCUCGAACCCGAUAUCGAACUGAUCUUCGCCACAUCCGUCAACUGGGAAGAACUGCGUCAUGCGUGGGUUCAGUGGAGGGAAAAUACCGGAAAAUUGAUGAGGGAGGAUUUCCUUCGCUUCGUUGAGCUUUCGAACAAGGCGGCGACGCUGGACGGUUUCGACAACACGGGCUCCUAUUGGCUGAACGGCUACACGGUCACCCAACGAGAAGCCGACAAGUAUACAGGCGGCCAGGCAUUGGACCAACAGCAGUUCAAGACGAUGGCCGAGCAGGCGUGGCAAACGUUAUCUGAAGGACUCUACAAGAAGCUGCAUGCCUACGUGAGGAUGCGUCUCUCCGAUGUGUACCCCGGCAGGAUAGAUCCUACGGGGCCCAUCCCAGCUCAUAUCCUCGGUAACAUGUGGGCACAAGACUGGUCCAGCAUCGCCCGCCACGUGAUGCCCUUCCCGGAGAUGCCCUCUUUUGAUGUCUCCGAAAGCAUGGUCAAGAAUGGUUGGGACAUCCAGCGUAUGUUCGAUACCGCCGAGGAUUUCUUCAAGAGCAUCGGCCUUUUCCCCAUGACGCAAACCUUCUGGGACAAGAGCGUGCUAAACCAGACCGCGUGGGGCCGCACCAUCGUCUGUCACGCGUCGGCCGAGGAUUUCUGUCUCGGGCCCGACGGGGAGGACUAUAGAAUCAAGAUGUGCACCGAAGUCAACAUGUACGACCUCGUGACCGUGCACCACGAAAUGGGCCACAUCGAGUAUUUCAUGGCCUAUAAGAACCAACCCCAUGUCUUCAGGGAGUCGGCCAAUCCAGGCUUCCACGAGGCGAUCGGCGACCUCAUCUCCCUCUCGGUGAUGACGCCCACGCAUCUCGAAGACGUCCUGGGACUCACGCCCACGAGGAGCCUCCCGCGAGCCUCCUCCUCCUCCGACGGGAAGGAACUCAGCGACGAGGAGAAGAGGGACCUCAACUUCCUCAUGAAGAUGGCGCUGGAGAAGAUCGCCUUCCUGCCCUUCGGCUACCUGCUCGACAAGUACCGCUGGGGAGUCUACGAAGGCAGCGUCAGUAGCGAGAACCUGAACGGGGCUUGGUGGCAGCUGAGAGAGGACCUGCAGGGAGUGGCACCCCCCGACGGUGCCAGGGGCGAGGAGUACUUCGACCCCGGUGCCAAGUAUCACGUACCGGCCAACGUGCCAUAUAUCAGGUACUUCGUCAGCUUCAUCGUUCAGUUCCAGUUCCACCAGCGACUCUGCCAGGCGGCCGGGCAUACGGGUCCUUUGCAUACCUGUGAUAUUUACAACAAUGUAGAAGCAGGACAGAUUCUCAGAUCUGCCCUGGAUCGCGGGUUCUCUCAGCCGUGGCCCGCCGUCCUCCAGGAGCUGGGCGGGUCUUCGGAGAUGGACCCCCAGGCUAUUAUCGCCUACUUUGACCCCCUGAUCCAGCACCUCGACCAGGAGCUCGCCAGCGCCGGCCAGUGCGUGGGCUGGGGAGUUGAUUGUGACGGGGUCAACGAUGAUCCAGCAACACCAGAAUCCUCCACUGAUGCUCCAACAACACCAGAAUCCUCCACCGAUGCUCCCACAACACCAGAAUCCUCCAGUGGCGCUCCCACAACCCCAGAAUCCUCCAGUGGCGCUCCCACAACCCCAGAAUCCUCCAGUGGCGCUCCCACAACCCCAGAAUCCUCCAGUGGCGCUCCCACAACACCAGCAACCUCCACCGAUGCUCCCACAACACCAGCAACCUCCACCGAUGCUCCCACAACACCAGCAACCUCCACCGAUGCUCCCACAACACCAGCAACCUCCACCGAUGCUCCUCCACCACCAGAAUCCUCCAGCAAUGCUUCCCCGCCACCAGAAUCCUCGACCGACGUCUCCACCAGCACCGUGGCCCUCACCACAGUGGACCCCAACGACGAGGAGAGCGCCCGUCUCGCGCUCCAGCAGAUGAACGACGAAAUGACAGAGCUCAUCCGAAACGCCACCUUCGUCGACUGGGAGUACUACACUAACGUCACGGAUGCGAACGAGGCAGCGUCGAACGAAGCCAGCCUCAUGGUGGCCCAGCGGUACAAGCAGCUCCACGCCGAGGUCAUCGAGUACUUCAACUACGAGACUUUCGAGGACGAGGCCCUGAGGCGGCAGUUCGAGCUGCAGAAGACGCUGGGCACCGCGAAGCUCGAUGACGCAGACAUGGCCGAGCUUACCGCCAUUGUCACCGGGAUGACCAACGCCUUCACGAGCGUAGUCUGCCCUUACGAUAAGCAAUCCUGUGAAGAAGCAGAGGGUCUUAACAGCGAUGCCCUUGAGAACGUGAUGGCUGUAAACCGAGAUUACGAGGAACUGAAGUAUUACUGGGAACAGUGGAGGGAGGUUUCCGGGAAGCCCAUAAAGGAAAAUUACACGAGGUAUAUCACUCUUCAAAACAAGGCUGCAGAACUGAAUGAAUUCGAUGACGCCGGGAUGAUGUGGUUAGAACCUUACACCAUUGCGUCUGAAAAUUACACGCAGGAGAGCUUCAAGCAAGAGAUCGAGGACUUGUGGAACCAGACACAAGGACUCUACCAGAAACUUCACGCUUACGUGCUUUACAAGCUUAAAGAUCACUACGAGGAGAUCGAUCCUGAAGCCGAUGUGAUACCGGCUCAUCUUUUAGGCAACAUGUGGGGCCAGAGCUGGGAAAAUAUCUACGAGCUUGUCAAGCCUUAUGACACACCGAUACCUAACCUGGACGAUAUUCUUGAAAGCAACAUCGACCUCGAGGAGGAGAUGUUCGAGAUCGCCGAGGAAUUCUUCACGAGUAUCAACCUCUUCAGUAUGACCGAAGAUUUCUGGGAAAAUUCGCUCUUCAAGGAACCCGAGUUGCCGACGAAGGCCAUCUGCCACGCCUCCGCCUGGGACUUCUACGACACCGAGAACCCGAGGGAGGACGGAAGAUUCAGAAUCAAAAUGUGCACGAACAAGAACCAGGAGGAUUUCAUCGUCAUCCACCACGAGAUGGGCCACACGCAGUACCAGAUGGCGUACAGCGAGCCUACCGACCAGCGCCCUCUGAUCUUCAGGGACGGGGCCAACCCUGGUUUCCACGAGGCCAUCGGGGACACCAUCGCCCUCUCGGUCACCACACCAGCCCACCUCCUCCUCAUCGCCGACCGCCUCACCAACGGAACCUACGGGUUGACCACCGCCGAGUCCACGGAGAUGACCACCCCUACGCCGGGGCAAUCGUCGACGGCAGCCAACGAGGAGGACCAGGGCGCUAGGGUAGACUCGUCCAGCUCCGUGGCCGUGUCUAGUUCCCCCGCCGCGAACUCCAGCCCUUCGUCCGUGGCCAGCGAGACGAGCGGAAGCACCACGGAGGCUACGACUGAAAUGCCUUACUCGGAGAAGGACAUCAACUUCCUCAUGAGAACGGCGCUGGCGAAGGUAGCGUUCCUGCCCUACGCCUACAUUCUGGACCAGUACCGGUGGGAGGUGUUCGCCGAUAACAACGAGGACCUUGAGCUGAACAAACUCUGGUGGGAGAAACGACUGGACAUCCAAGGCCUCGCCCCGCCCUCUCCUCGCUUCCCUUCGUCUGACUUCGAUGUCGGGGCGAAGUACCACGUGCCGACCAGCGUUCCUUACAUCAGGUACUUCGUGGCGCACAUCCUGCAGUUCCAGUUCCACGCCCGCCUGUGCGACGUCUCGGGCUUCGUCGGCGAUAUCUACAACUGCAACAUCUACAACAACACCGACGCCGGGAAUCACCUGAGGACACUGCUGGAAAAGGGCGCUUCAGAGCCGUGGAAGCAGCAGCUGGGAGAAUUCCUUGGAACCGAGGAGGGCAACAUGGACGCCUCUGCCCUUUUGGACUAUUUCAAGCCCCUUGACGAUUUCCUGACGAACUUCUUGGAACAGAAUGAGAUCACGCCCGGUUGGCGCCAGGGCCAGGUGGAGAGUUACAUGCACGACGAGCGCGUUCAGAUCCCGGCCACCGUGCCUAUCGUCGUCGGCAUCGUCCUGGCCGUGAUGGUGGUCAUCGUGAUCAUCGCCUAUUUCGUCGGUCGCUCGAGACAGAAGAAGAAGGCGAAGAAGAACAAGACGCCCGCUCAGGUCCCAGGCGAGAACAUCGAGUUGGGUCAGCAGAAGACCGAUUUGUAAGCUGGUAGGGGGUGGGAGAGGGGGAAGGAAGGGGAGAGAAGGGGAGGGGAGAGAGAGAGAAAAGAAAGAAAAUGAAAAAUGAAAAGGUUUCGUCGUUUUAUUAUUAUUGUUGUUAUUAUUAUUAUUUUGCGUGUGUCUCUCCUUGAAAAGAAGAUUUUCGUUUUCUCUGAUUUGGUAUUAAUUUGUUUUUGAAGGGUAACUAAGUUGUUAUUUCAUCCUCCCCCCCCCUUUUUAUUAUUAUUAUUAUUAUGAAAGUUUUGUUUUAUUUCUUCUAAAGUAAACAUUUACAUUAUCAUCUCCUUAUGAAAUUAUUAUAUAGAUUUUGUUUACUUUUGUUUGUCUUUUAUUGUCUCGUUUCAGAUUUUAAAAAUAACUCAAAGAACAUUAUUGGCAUUUUUUAUUAACAUAAAAUUCGUAUAUAAUGAGACAGUGAUAUAUAUACAUAUAUAUACACAUAUAUACAUACAUAUAUAGAUAUAUACAUAUAUAGAUAUGUCAUUAGACUUCUCAUAGAUUCGAAUUUUAGAAAAAAUAAAAUGGUAAUGAUUUUAUAAAGAAAAUAUAAUCAGAAAGAUAUGUAAAUAUUUCUAUAGUGUGUGUUCAGAAGACGGGAAGAGAGCACUGUUAUAAAAAAAGAAAAGAAAAAAAAAAGUAUAUUUAAUUUCCUUUGUAAAAUAAUAACUGGUAUUUUCUGCAACUGUGUAUUGUAUUUUCCCCGUAUGUGUGCAAUAAGCUUGUUUGGUGAUGUUCAGAUUUUAAGACAAGUAGACUUUGAUAGAUUAGUAUAAUGAUAAUGAUGAUGCUGUUGGUAAUGUCAAUGAAAAUUGAAAUAAUGGAAUAAUGAUAAUAAUGAUAACAGCAAUGAUGACGAGGAUAAUGGUAAUAAUAGUGAAACAGUAAUAAUUACUAUUAUUACAACUACUACUAGAUAUGACAAUGACAAUGAUGCUACUAAUACAACUACUACAAAUAGUAGUAAUUGUAAUAAUAAUGAUAAUAAUGUCGACUACAUACCGUGAGCAAAAUGCUGGUUAUUUUCUUUUCUUUUCAUUGUUUAGCGUCGUUUUUUUUCAGUUACAUUCAUAUAUAGAAUUUCAGAUUUUUAUAUCAUGGUUUGUUGUUGCUGUUAUUAACAUUACAAUUGUUAUCGCUGUUAUUAUUAUCAAUGAUGAUUAUCAUUAUCAAUAGUGUUACUAUUAUCAUCCUUAUUAUUAUGUUAUUAUUAUUAUCCUUAUUAUUGUUAUUAUCAAUAUUAUCAUUAUCAUCAUCAUUAUUAUUAUUAUCAUUAUUAUUAUUACUACUACUACUACUACUACUACUACUAUUGUUGUCAUUGUUAUUAGAACUAUUACUCCUGCCACAUUUUUGGUUAUUAUAAUUAUUAUUUCGGUUGACCGGUUGUUUGCAGUGCUAACAGGGGAUCUAACUGUUAAUAAUAUGUAUUGAUAACUUUGCCAUUUCUUAUAAUAAAGUUUUAUUCCUAAAAAAA
Penaeus chinensis is the source of this 6138-nucleotide messenger RNA. Its product is annotated as angiotensin-converting enzyme-like. NCBI's taxonomy places the organism in Eukaryota, Metazoa, Arthropoda, Malacostraca, Decapoda, Penaeidae. Gene Ontology annotation, molecular function: peptidyl-dipeptidase activity; metallopeptidase activity. Bases 48 to 4649 code for a protein of 1533 amino acids. Gene Ontology annotation, biological process: proteolysis. The record is from RefSeq and is a predicted model, not a curated record. The transcript is spliced from 28 exons. Gene Ontology annotation, cellular component: plasma membrane.